GAUAAUAUUUAUAAAUAUAAUUUAUAUAUUUUAUUCAAACAAUUCAUAAUUGUGAAGAAAAGGAUAAAUGUGAUCAUAGGUGUUCGUAAUAAUCCGAAGACAACCGUUGCUUGAGCCACUCCCAUGAGAGCGAAUUAUUAUUAUUAUAUAAUGAUAAAUAAAUAAAAAGUUUUACCGUGCGCCAGCUGGUGCGCAUUUCUCCCACGGCACACGUUAGACUCACUCACUUCCCUGUGUCAGUUCCAGACUUCCAGGCCCUGGCCAGCGAUGCGUUCGUAACCAGAGUUAGUUGCACUUUAAUUCCCCCAACACUUUCUUCCGAAAAAAAAAAAAAGUAAUAGAUAAAAUCUGCUUCAUUCAGGCACCCGAUUAUCAUCAGGAAAACCUCAAUCCGUGCUAUAAUUUGUCCGUAUAUGGCCGAAUCCGACAUGUAUACGUACACCCGAGAAAAUUUCGUCUGAGAAAAAGACAUGAGGGAGGUGACGGAAGAGGGAUCGGAGAGGGGGAGCAGGGGCGUUGCAUCGAUGGAUUCAAUUGAUUCUCGCUGGGUGUACCAGGACGAGGAGGGGUCCGAGAUCGACGACGGUGGAGACGGCGGCGUCGAGUCGCCGCUGCGGGAUUCCGACGACGAGGAUAACGCCGAGCAGAGGCUGAUCCGGACGGGGCCUCGGAUCGACUCGUUCGAUGUUGAGGCGCUCGAAGUUCCUGGAGCUCAGAGGAAUGAUUUUGAGGAUGUCACUUUGGGCAGGAGAUUUGUAUUGGCCUUUCAGACACUUGGGGUCGUUUUUGGUGAUGUGGGGACUAGUCCACUAUACACCUUCAGCGUGAUGUUCAGCAAAGCACCAGUCAAUGGGGAUGAAGAUGUUCUUGGUGCACUGUCUUUAGUUUUGUACACUUUAAUUCUGGUCUCAUUGAUCAAGUAUGUCUGUAUUGUUCUUUGGGCGAACGAUGAUGGUGAAGGUGGCACAUUUGCUUUGUACUCUUUAAUAUGUAGGCAUGCCAAAGUUAGUCUUCUGCCCAACCAACUGCCAUCAGAUGCUCGCAUAUCAAGCUUUAGACUGAAGGUACCAUCUGCUGAACUGGAGAGGUCCUUGAAAAUUAAGGAAAGACUUGAAGCUUCUCUGACAUUGAAAAAGCUUCUCCUGAUGUUGGUUCUGGCUGGCACUUCUAUGGUUAUUGCUGAUGGUGUCGUCACACCUGCAAUGUCAGUUAUAUCGGCUGUCGGUGGCUUAAAAGUUGGAGUUUCUGGGUUUACACAAGUUGCUACUCAUAUUACCUUUGCUUACAGUAGAAGAAACUUUUGUCUCACUUACAAGGAAAUAUCAGUGCACUGUUUACAGAGGUACGGAACAAGUAAAGUUGGGCUUGUUGUUGGUCCUGCCUUGUUUAUAUGGUUUUGUUCUCUUGGGGGCAUUGGCAUAUACAACCUUCUCAAAUAUGACACUGGUGUUCUUCGGGCAUUCAAUCCAAUUCAUAUCUAUUAUUUCUUCCAGCGCAAUUCAACCAAGGGUUGGUACUCCUUAGGGGGAUGUAUUCUUUGUGCGACAGGUUCUGAGGCAAUGUUUGCGGAUCUAUGCUAUUUUUCUGUUAGAUCAGUACAGCUUACAUUUGGGUUGCUGGUAUUACCUUGCCUCCUUUUGGGUUACCUAGGUCAAGCUGCUUAUCUUAUGGAGAACCAUGCAGAUACAACACAGGCUUUCUUCUCUUCUGUUCCAAGUGGAGCUUUCUGGCCUGUCUUCCUCAUAGCUAAUGUAGCUGCACUCAUUGCUAGUAGGGCUAUGACGACUGCCACUUUCUCUUGUAUCAAACAAUCCACGUCACUUGGUUGCUUUCCUCGUCUGAAAAUUAUACACACCUCGAGAAAAUUCAUGGGCCAAAUUUAUAUUCCAGUCAUGAACUGGUUUCUGCUGAUUCUGACCCUUGUGUUAGUCUGCAAUAUCUCAAGUAUUUAUGAGAUUGGCAAUGCAUAUGGGAUUGCUGAACUUGGAGUAAUGAUGAUGACUACAAGCUUAGUGACCCUAGUGAUGCUUCUUAUAUGGCAGAUAAACAUUAUUGUUGUGAUGAGUUUUGUUAUCAUAUUCCUGGGGUUGGAGUUGACCUUCUUUUCUUCCGUUUUGUGGAGUGUGGGGGAUGGGAGUUGGAUCAUACUCGUGUUCGCCAUUGUCAUAUUCUUAAUAAUGUACAUCUGGAACUAUGGGAGCAAGCUAAAGUAUGAAACAGAAGUGAAGCAAAAGAUGUCAAUUGACGUGCUGCGGGAACUGGGUCCCAAUCUGGGGACAGUUAGAGCUCCUGGCAUUGGAUUGCUUUACAAUGAGCUGGCAAAGGGGAUACCUUCUAUAUUCGGGCACUUCCUGACCACUCUACCCGCUAUUCAUUCGAUGAUCAUAUUUGUGUGUAUAAAGUAUGUCCCGGUAUCUGUAGUGCCUCAAAGUGAGAGAUUCCUUUUCAGACGAGUUUGCGCGAAAAGCUACCACAUAUUCCGUUGUGUUGCCAGAUACGGGUACAAGGACGUGCGCAAGGAAAACCACCAGAACUUCGAGCAGCUGCUAAUCGAAAGCCUCGAGAAAUUCAUCCGGCGUGAAGCCCAGGAGAGAUCCCUGGAGAGCGACGGCGACGAGGACGACUCUGAAGAAGAAAACAACUUGUCGAGAAUCCUAAUCGCUCCCAACGGCAGCGUCUACUCCCUCGGCGUCCCUCUCCUGGCCGAGUUCAAGGACACGACCAACUUCAUCUCAGGGGCAACCACACUGCAGGAAGUCGAGGAAAAUCAAGCUGGGGCCCACAACGAGCAGUCGGCUGCCGAUGCCGAGCAGAGCCUCGAGAAGGAGCUCUCGUUUUUGCGCAAGGCAAAGGAGUCGGGAGUCGUGUAUCUCCUCGGGCACGGGGACAUUAGGGCCCGCAAGGAGUCGUGGUUUAUCAAGAAGCUUGUGAUUAACUACUUUUACGCCUUCUUGAGGAGGAAUUGCAGGCGGGGGACUGCAAAUCUGACUGUUCCCCACUCGCACCUCAUACAGGUCGGCAUGACUUACAUGGUUUGAUGUGUAUCUAGAUAUCUUUCCUUGUGCAACUGGUGGUUUGGAAAUGUAGUGAUUGUGUAGUAGUUUAACGUACCGAUGUGAAUGAGUUUUCUGUUUUUGGCCUUGUAAAAUGUUCAUGCUUUGAGUUGUCGUGUCAUUUUAUACUAAGAGUUGUUUGGGGUAUGAUUAUUGAUCAUGGGGUGAGCCUAGUUGUACUUGAUGAUAGCAGUAGCGUUUCCAGUUAUUGAUUGGCGGCGCAAUGUCGAUUAUUUCAGGCAAGUUUGUGUUUGAUUUGAACGUGUUACUAUUGACGUUUAGUGUAGACAUGGCCAAGUUCUGAACUGACCUAUUGAACUGACUGAACCGGCCUGUUGACCAA
Striga asiatica is the source of this 3396-nucleotide messenger RNA. Lineage: Eukaryota; Viridiplantae; Streptophyta; Magnoliopsida; Lamiales; Orobanchaceae. The record is from the annotation of a GenBank genome assembly.